AUGCCUGAAGGACGUCAAUCCCCCGAGCCUGAACGCCAAACCGGCGCCCAGUUACAAGAUCCCCCCGCCUCAGGCAAGGGAACCGACAACGCCUCCAACAAGGAACAGACCAACAAGGAGUCUCUCGAUAAGCUAGAGUCCAACCCCAAGGGACCCCUCGAUGACGCCCUCAAGGAGAAGUUCUCCAAGACUCACGUCCACUUUGCCAAUGCCGCGUAUGAAAUGGCACCGCCGGAAUCGAGCCAGCCUGACUUAUCCUACACCAUCUCGACUACGCCUCCAAAAUUGACGGAAUCACCGGCAUGA
This is a messenger RNA of Colletotrichum lupini, 306 nucleotides long. RefSeq lists its product as uncharacterized. The transcript is spliced from 6 exons. NCBI's taxonomy places the organism in Eukaryota, Fungi, Ascomycota, Sordariomycetes, Glomerellales, Glomerellaceae. The coding region runs from base 1 to 306 and encodes 101 amino acids. The record is from RefSeq and is a predicted model, not a curated record.